Messenger RNA from Echinostoma caproni, 399 nucleotides. The record is from the annotation of a GenBank genome assembly. NCBI's taxonomy places the organism in Eukaryota, Metazoa, Platyhelminthes, Trematoda, Plagiorchiida, Echinostomatidae.
AUGAGCACUGGUUCAGCUUUAUCCUCUCUAAACCACCCACAAAGAGUUCGAUUAUUGUACAAAACCAUCCUCCGGUUACACCGCGCAUUACCCCAAGAAUUGGCGGAAUUAGGAAACAAAUAUGUGAAGGAGGAAUUUCGUCGUCAUAAAAACUGUGCGCCCGAAUUUAUUCGACCUUUCAUGCUUGAAUGGAGUAACUACGCGUUGGAGCUGUCUAAACAAAUUCGUGAUGCUCCUCGAGUUGCCAGUACUAAUCCGGACCCAAAUUCCACAGAAUUCGGUCGACCUCUGGAUCCAUCUAUUUUUGACCAAUUUUCCGAGUCGCAACUUCAACAACUGCUCACAUUAGCCGAGGAAAUACAUUUGCGUACUGGAUGUCCUGAGAAAGCAGACAGUUGA